AUGUCGGUCCCGGCAAAGCGUCGUCGCGUCAUUCUUCCCGCACCGGGCGCCCAACCCUCCGGAUCGUUCCCAUCAACCUCUUCAUCACUGGUAGCAACGCCAUCUCUCCAGCCCUCCGCCUCGGGACGCGGAUCGACCGGAGGAAGUGGGAGCAGCGAAGAAUCGUUGUUGGGGAACGACACGAGUCGCGAUCUUCAAUCCAGAAGUCAGAGCAUCGACUCAUCCUCAGCCGAUGCCAAGAAGCCCAGGGCCGCUUCCAAACGACAGGUUAUUGCAGUUGCUUGCGAUAACUGCCGCCGGAGAAAGGCAAAGUGCGACGGCCAUCGGCCAAAAUGCCAACACUGCUCCAAAAGGGGCGUCGAGUGCCAUUAUGAGGCCAACCAGGGCGAGACCGUGAGUCUCGCGCUCAAACGCAAGGCAAACGACCUCGAAAGCGAAAAUGUCCAGUACAAGGAGCUUUUCCGCAUGGUCUGCACCAAAUCCGAGGACGAGGCAAAGGAGAUUUUUCGUCGCAUACGCCUGUCCGGUGACCCCCUCAGAGUCCUCGAAUCCAUCCGCCAGGCAGAGAUUCUGCUCCCCUCUCUCCCCGUCAAUGACCGCGUGAGCGAUUCGCGACUAGCAAAGCUCAACGAAAAGGCAAUGGAAAACAGCCUCCUCCGCGUGCCGGCAAAACCCUGGACCGCCGUUGCAGACGAUGGCAUUGUCUCCGAGUUGAUUACCGACUUUUUCAGCUGGGACAAUGCCAGUUGUUUUCCCGCCGUUGAGCAGAACUUGUUUCUCGAGGACAUGAGGUCCGGGAAUAUCAAGCGCGCAAAGUGGUGUUCCCCUAUCUUGGUGAACGCAAUCUACACCGGUCAGGAUCUGGCCAGACAAUUCCGAGAAGAGGUCAUGCAGCUAGUGGAGAAAAGCCACGGCCGGGCGUCAAUCCCUACGAUCCUAGCUCUCGUCCUAGUGGACUGGUCAGCAAGUAUUGCAGGCGACGAGGCCAGCGCCAAAAUGUAUCGCUUCAUGGCUUGGGAAAGAUAUAAACGCUUCAAACCGGAGCGACGCUUCGCCCAGCUCAACAAGGACGACUUCAAUGAUGCAAUUGAAAUGCUCGUCAUUUCGAAAGCUGUGUGGGCAAUAUUCUUGAUGGAGAGAUUAUUCGACAACUAUGGACGCGACGCCCACGAGCCUCUGGGCAACGUCGACGUCCUCGGUCGACCAUAUCUAGAAUCUACAAACCUGAUACCAGUCGUUCCUGGCAUUGCAACGGUCGUAUCCGAUCUCGCCAUGCUACAGUAUGAUGUCAUGUCGUACCUCACGUCUGGCAGCACCAUCAAGGGAAGCAUCGAAGAUGUGAGGCGGAAGAAGCACUGGAUGCAUGAGAACGAACUAGCCUAUGCCGUCCUACAGUCACUCAGCCCAUCAACCAUCUUCGACACUCCCUUUACCCCACACUCAACAACCGUGAAGUCCCUCUGUCUCCAGCACUGCAUCUCCGACACAACCAUCGCAGAGUCAUACCUACAACGCUACUGUACUCACUCGUACAUCACCCGCGUCAUGUUCGUAGCGAUGCAAAACCUCAUGCCCUACCUCAAUGAAGGCCACGCUGCCACAAACGACCUCUUCACCCGCCUUUGCAUGAUGGGCGGUAUCUCGGCGCGCGUCGUCCGAAUGUCAAUGUACCUCCUUCAAGCGGUGCAGGCCAUGGCCUGGGCAAUGAAGCAGGACAUCCCGGCCACUGCGAGGCCGUAUCUCGAUCCUUGGGUGAAGCUAGCAAUCCAGGAGAGCGAGACAAAGGCACCGAGUUACGCAGUUCCGGACCGCGAUGAAAUCAAGGCCCUUCUGGCCGACGAUGAUCAGAGCGAUGGAGGAUCUGUCGAAAGCGGCGCUGAACUGUGGGCAUUGGUGGAGAAGUGGGCUCUCAGCACCGGGAAGGGUCUCUGA
This is a messenger RNA of Colletotrichum fioriniae, 1932 nucleotides long. The record is from RefSeq and is a predicted model, not a curated record. Lineage: Eukaryota; Fungi; Ascomycota; Sordariomycetes; Glomerellales; Glomerellaceae.